CGGAGCAGCCCGCAUGGAGCGCCAGCCGUGCACCCCGGCGGCCGCCCCCGCCGCCGCCGCGCUCUUCUCCUGGGGUGCAAAUAGCUAUGGACAACUUGGCCUUGGUCAUAAGGAAGAUGUUUUUUUGCCCCAGAAACUGAAGGACUUCUGUAAACCUGGACAUAUCAAGAAGAUCACAGGAGGAGGAGGCCACUCUGCAGUUGUCACAGAUGGAGGAGGCCUUUUUGUUUGUGGCCUGAACAAAGAUGGGCAGUUAGGUCUUGGUCAUACAGAGGAUGUUCUGUAUUUUACUCUCUGCAAAUCCCUCCUUGGCUGUCCUGUCCAGCAAGUGGCCUGUGGCUGGGAUUUUACUAUUAUGCUCACAGAAGGAGGUGAAGUUCUGUCAUGUGGAUCUAACUUGUUUGGCCAGUUGGGAAUUCCUCAUGGGCCUCGAAGAUGUGUGGUUCCCCAGAUCAUUGAGCUCCUGAGAGAGAAAGUUGUUUGGGUUGCUGCAGGACUGAGGCAUGCAUUAGCUGCUACAGUGAGUGGCAUUGUGUUCCAGUGGGGAACUGGUUUGGCAUCUUCUGCACGACGGCUGUGUCCUGGGCAGGCUCUUCCAUCGUUUUUGACAGCAAAGGAACCGAGCAGAGUGACAGAUCUGGAGAGUUCUAAAGCAACAUGUGUUCUUGCUGGCUCAGACCAUUCUGCUUCAUUAACAGAUGCAGGAGAGCUGUAUGUUUGGGGACGUAACAAGCAUGGGCAACUGGCUACCCAGGCUGCUUUCCUUCUUCUACCUCAGAAAAUAGAAGCACAUUGGUUUCAGAAUGAAAAGGUCACUGCCGUCUGGAGUGGGUGGACACAUCUGGUUGCUCAGACAGAAAGUGGCAAGGUAUUUACCUGGGGCCGAGCAGAUUAUGGUCAACUGGGGAGGAAGUUGGGAUCUAAUGGAGGCCAGAAACUAGAAAAGCAAGAUUCAUCCCUCUCCUGCUUCCGAUCACCGAACAACACACCUUCACCUCUGCAUUGCCUAACUGGAGCAGCUGAGAUCUCUUGUGGCUCAGAACAUAAUUUGGCAGUAAUUGGUGGAGCAUGUUACUCCUGGGGCUGGAAUGAGCAUGGCAUGUGUGGUGAUGGCACUGAAGUCAAUGUCUUAACCCCAAAGCCUGUGCAGAUUCUGCCGUCAGCAGCAGGACUCCUUGUGGGCUGUGGGUCUGGCCACUCUCUGGCCCUCUGUCAGCUACCAGCACACAGUACACUGGGACAGGACUACAAAGUCACCCACGCUUCCCCAGAUGCCACUAAGGACACCAGCUCUCAGGAAGCUGUGGACAAAGAGGGCAGCUGCAAGGAAAGACAAUCAGGAUCUCCCCCCCAAAGCCAACCAGACAGGUCCAGAAAUGGGGGGCUAUGACAGAGAACUUUUAAUAAAGGACCUUUGCCCAUCCAAAGUUUUACCAGAGAAUCACUUUAUUAGGGCAUGGUGUUGGCUUGAAAAGGGUACAAAAAGCCCAAAUGGUUGGGGUUUCUACAAACCAAAUCACUAAUAGGCUGCUUGCAUAAGGUCCAGGCUCAAGAAAAAACAAAAACAAAAAACAUUUUUCUAUUCAGGAUGUGAAUGAGGGGCUAGAUCUUCACCAAAGGAAAAAAAAAUGUGGAAAGCUAAGACUAGAGCGAAGAAGCCUUUUGCUUUCUGGGGUAAACAGAAAACCACUCCUAGCCCAUGGUGGUUCUGGUCCGAUAGCCUUUGACUCAGCAAGACAGAGGGCCCUAGGCCACUCAAAGCAGCCAUGAAUCUCUGGGCCCAUAGCUUAUAGUUUCCUGUUUUAAGAUACUGAGAUGCUGAGCUUUGGAAAGGAAAAUAUUCUUGUCUUUAAUGACUAGGCUCAAGGGAGAAGACUGUGGAGCUGAGAAGUGUGAGGGGGGUGUGAGAAUUAUUGGGGAAAAUGGAUAAGACUUCAGAAAGACACAUCAGAGGAGAUUCUAGCAUAGACAAAAAAGUCUAGAACCAAUGAAACUGUCAGAUGAUUUAUGUCUUCUGGCAACCAGACAAGACUCUGGAGCUACUUGUACGACUAUGUUGAAGUCUAUGAUGGCUUGGCUCCAGUGGCUUUAGGAAAUUGCAUAAUCCCAGGACUUCAAAGCUGAAGAGCCCCUAAUCACCACUAAACCUCUAGAGGUCUUGAGUCUUAGGGGUAUCCUGCAAAUUCUGUGGCUACCUUGUAGAUUCUUAAGAAGGGAGGCCAAGUAGACAACUGCAUUUCUACCUUCUUGAAGACAACUUUAGUCCUCUUGCUACUCAACACCUCUCCCAAGGCCUAUUUGUGAGCAUCAGAAAGAAGUGUCUCAGCACUUCUUCACAACCUAAAACAGGGUGAGGUCUCUUGGUAUAUCAACCCUAAGCCCUAGAUCUGGAACCUAAACUCUUAGCUCAGUCAGAUCAUUAUUGGAGCAGGUAUGAUGCAGAUGGUCUAUAUGUGGAAGAGUGAGUGGAUUUUGGCACUUGGAGUCCCUAUAGACCAUCCCAUUACCUCAAGUUCCUCCAUUUUACCCUUCUGUACAGAGUAUAGACAGAAGGUCUUUACCCAGGUCACUUUACUAGCUGGCUUUGUUAAGUGUCAUAUGAUAAGUAAGAAGGUAUUGAUAUUAACAAGUGUCUCCUAGAAUUUUUUUUCUCCACCCCUUGAUUGUUACUGGUUAUUCUCAGACUUUGCAGAUGUCAAAUCCCCAUUCCUAACAAAAAUCAAGGGACGGGGCUUGGUCAGUUUGGGAACCCACUCACCAAGUGCCCAAUAUAUAAACACAUGUUCCUCCCUGAGGGACUUCAUCAGGUAGAGAGGUUGAAUCAGUGCGCUCUCCUACCAUAGUUCACACUUAUCUUCUGUUUUAUCCCACUUACAAAUGUUUGAGAGCCAUGCUGUUAGUCUCUUAGCCACUGUCCAGUUCAUGUCAGUACCAUCCAUCUCUAGGCUCAUUAGAGACAUAGGAACUAACUUGAGAAAAUACCCAGUCAUUAAAAAAAAUAUUUUUCCUGAUCAACUGAAUUACCUUCAUAAUUCUCCUGGAUAAGAAGGAAGAAAGGGAAGAGAGGCAUGAACUGCCUAUGUGCCUUGGCCAUCGAGUGAUAGUUGAAUGGCGAAAGUGAAAAAAACUGGUGGAAAGUCUCCAUAUGUACAGCCGUCACUCUCCCCUCCUGAUCGCAGGUACAUCUUCCCUGGCAUCUUCACCACCUCUGUCCUUGUGGGCAGUGAGGUUCCUCUGAUGAUGAACUGGUAAUGUAGGAAUGAUGGAUCCCGGUGUGUGGCUCCAAAUGAGGCCCUCCCACCAUGCCCACAGCAUCUCCCACUUCUGAUUGAAGGUGGCUUCGUUGUCAUUGUGAAGUUAAGUUAGCAAUCAAAGUUACUGGAGCAGUGUGUCAGAGGGAGGGCGAUUCAGAUUAAGGGUGACUGGAGUAUCCAGGGAGAUGGGUGUGUGGAAGGAGGUUAGGGAGGCUGAUAGCCUCCUUGUCAGCCAGUUGAAGGGGAUCUGGGUGGGAAACUUGAAACAAGAUGUGAGUUGGCCCCUUCUGCCAAACCCAUGGUACCAUAAGGAGGAGGGCAGGAGACUAAAUCCUGGGGCUUCUGAGAUUUAGUACCAGCAAGUCUAGUCUUCCUGUUAAUCCCACCUCUUAGCACCAGUCACAGGAACUCUCAGUUAGUAAGGGACAGCUUAGUCUGGUCUGGUUAACUAGACCACCUGGGUUAAUAUCCUGACUUCAUCCUUCAUUGGCUAUGUGGCACUGGGACACUUUACCUCUCUCAUCUUGUUCUCUUGCCUCUGAAAUAGGCACAUUGAAUUGCUGUGAGCUAUCAUUAGACAAUGUUAGUAAGAUGCCUCCCCCCCACAAACAUAGUAGAUGUUCAGUGUAUAUUUUUCUCCAUUAAUUACCCUGCCCCUAGAACCCAUAUCCCAGGUGGCUUUGUGUUUUUUAGACUCCUCUUGUGCUGGUAGAUCCUUGGUUUACAUAAGGAUUACCCUUCCUGCAGUAACCAAGGCAGUUUGGCUAGUGCAUCCUUAAACUUAUAAAUGGUUAUUACAACCUCUUUAGUCACUUAACCCCUAAACAAAGGUUCCACCAACCCCAUGCUCUUGCUGCUUGGACUUCACAGGGCAAAUGUUUAAGCAGAGAUGAAAACCUGAGAUAAAAAUUCAGGACCCCCCUUAACCUCCCACCCAUCCUUCAGAUCACUGACACAGGCCACUUUGGAACUGUUAAGGGAUAUGAAAUCGGGGGAACUGAUACCCACUUGUUCAUUUUCCUGGGUAGAUUGCUCCCCUUUAUGAGCAUCAUUUAUCCCUCUGUAAAAUGAACAGAGGUUAACAGGUACCUGUGGCUUGCUCAUGCCUGUAAUCCUAGCUAUUCGGGAAGCUAAGAUCUAGGAUCAUGAUUUAGAAGCCAGCCUGGGCA
Molecule: messenger RNA, 4423 nt
Organism: Dipodomys ordii (Ord's kangaroo rat)
Lineage: Eukaryota; Metazoa; Chordata; Mammalia; Rodentia; Heteromyidae
Gene: Sergef
Product: secretion regulating guanine nucleotide exchange factor
Exons: 11
Coding region: 14-1390 (458 amino acids)
Source: RefSeq, a predicted model, not a curated record